Molecule: messenger RNA, 1547 nt
Organism: Helianthus annuus (common sunflower)
Lineage: Eukaryota; Viridiplantae; Streptophyta; Magnoliopsida; Asterales; Asteraceae
Product: glucose-6-phosphate/phosphate translocator 1, chloroplastic
Exons: 5
Coding region: 165-1343 (392 amino acids)
Biological process (GO): transmembrane transport
Cellular component (GO): membrane; Golgi apparatus
Molecular function (GO): antiporter activity; triose-phosphate transmembrane transporter activity; phosphoglycerate transmembrane transporter activity
Source: RefSeq, a predicted model, not a curated record
AUAACGACUCCUCAUGAUCAUAUAAAUUGUUGAUCAAAACACAAUUUCUUUUACAACAAAAGCUGCCACACAAUAUCAGAUUACAACAUUGAUCCCAAAUAGCCCACAACAAUCAAGAUUCAAUCUUUUCACUCAAAUUCUCAACCUUUUUGUCAAAAUUCAUCAUGAUCUUCAAUUUAAAGCAACCCCAUUUAACAAUCACCGGACUCAGUUCCAAAAUCACUGAUCACCGUAUCAAUUCCGCAUCAAGAUUCUUGGUUUUACCGCCUCUUUCAAACCCCAAAAUCAAGAAAAUCUCCGCCGUCACAAAUUCAAAACCUUUGCAUGUUGUUUCUUUGAUUCAAUCUUGUGGGUCAUUAAAAAGAUUUGAACUUGAUGAUCGGAGGGUUGUUUGUAAGGCGUAUGAAGCUGAUAGAUCUGAUGGGGUUGAGAAAAUUGAAGUUGAAGCAGCAAAGAGGGUGAAAAUUGGGGGUUAUUUUGCAACAUGGUGGUUUUUGAAUGUGAUUUUUAAUAUUUAUAAUAAAAAGGUUUUGAAUGCUUUUCCAUACCCUUGGUUGACUUCAACUUUGUCUCUUGCUGCUGGAUCAGCCAUUAUGUUGAUCUCUUGGGCUACUAAAGUUGCUGAAACACCCAAUACUGAUCUUCAGUUCUGGAAAUCUUUGUUUCCUGUUGCAUUGGCACAUACAAUUGGUCAUGUAGCAGCAACUGUAAGCAUGUCUAAGGUUGCAGUUUCUUUCACUCACAUAAUCAAAAGCGGUGAACCUGCUUUUAGCGUUUUGGUUUCAAGGUUUAUUUUAGGCGAAACAUUCCCAACGUCGGUUUACUUGUCUCUUUUACCGAUCAUCGGUGGUUGUGGUCUUGCCGCCCUUACCGAGCUCAACUUCAACAUGAUCGGUUUUAUGGGGGCUAUGAUAUCCAAUUUGGCGUUUGUGUUUAGGAACAUAUUUUCUAAAAGAGGCAUGAAGGGAAAGUCCGUUAGUGGAAUGAACUAUUACGCUUGUUUAUCGUUGCUAUCGCUUUUGAUCCUUACGCCAUUCGCAAUUGCCGUUGAAGGCCCAAAAGUAUGGGCUGCUGGAUGGCAAAACGCCGUCUCUGAAAUUGGGCCCCAUUUCAUCUGGUGGGUGGCGGCCCAAAGUAUCUUUUAUCACUUAUACAAUCAAGUUUCAUACAUGUCACUUGAUGAAAUAUCUCCAUUGACAUUUAGCAUUGGAAAUACGAUGAAACGAAUAUCGGUUAUCGUUUCAUCGAUCAUCAUCUUCCAUACACCUGUCCAGCCAAUCAAUGCUCUUGGAGCUGCAAUUGCUAUUUUUGGAACUUUCUUGUAUUCCCAGGCGAAGCAGUGAAGAACGGAGAACAAAGAUUCAAGAAUUGCGAGGUUGCAGCGUUGACGUUGAUGCGUUUACAUCCAUGAUUGCGGAGCACGAAGGUGAAAUCGCAGCUUGUAGAUAAUAAGAAUGGAUGGGUUUUAAUUACUAAGAUGUAAAGGAUUAGACUUUGUUCAGUAUUAAUUUUUCAAUAAUGACAAAUUCUGCUUAGCCUUCAUACAA